GCGUCCGCUUCCAGCCACGCACCGCCAGUCGCCGUCAGGUCACCAUGUUCUCGAGCAGCUGCAGGAUGGCGGUCCACCUCGCGCUGUUGGCAGCACUGCUGUGCUCCAGCGCCGACGCCCGGCCUCGCGUCGACUGCACGAAGUUCGUGUACGCGCCGUCGUGUCGCGGCGUAGCGGCUAAGAGGGCGUUGCUUCCCGCAGAGAGGGAUGUGUUCGGUGACAUACCAAGGAAGUUGAGCGGGCUGGAGCAGCUGAUGGAGAUGUAUGCGACGGCAGCGACUCUGGAUGAGCCCGCGCCAGUCAUGAGGAAUCAUGAGUCCGAGAUGUGGAGUGCCCUCGUUGAGCAGGCCUCGAAGCCAGAAGCGCUGUACGACUGGUACCUGAGCAGCUUGAAGCGAAGCAAAGAAGGAGCCUUGUACGACUACUAACAACACUAUAUGCAUGUAUGCUGUUGUGAAUACCUUCUGGUUUGGUUACCGUCCCUGCUGUUUGAAGACUGAUUACUGAUUUUCGCCGGUCUUAUCCACAAACAUUUUAUGUAUCUUCGUGAAUGACUUUAUAAUGUGUUGUACAUACAAAUGUGUUUUUUGCUCAUAUGUCUUAAAUGUGGAUUUAGUUUAAUUUUUUUUUAAAUAUUUUUAUUAGGAAUAGUAUUUCUACCUUCUUGUUUAAAUGCUAUGUUAAACCCAAAAAUAUUAUUCAUCUGAACCAUUUGUUUUUAUAUUUGUUGUAUUUUUAUGUAACUAUAAAGAACAUAGCUUUCUCAAGAACAUCUUUUAACUGUUGUCAAAACCUUUCUUCAAAUAAAGAUCUACUGUUGACUCUA
Molecule: messenger RNA, 826 nt
Organism: Bacillus rossius redtenbacheri
Lineage: Eukaryota; Metazoa; Arthropoda; Insecta; Phasmatodea; Bacillidae
Product: abdominal ganglion neuropeptide L11-like
Exons: 5
Coding region: 45-428 (127 amino acids)
Source: RefSeq, a predicted model, not a curated record